AUGUCGCCACGGCCUGUUGUGGGGGCGUGGAUGGGUGUGGUAGCCGCGGAACCACGGUCGCCACGCCCUGGGCCUUUUGCUGAUGUAGUUCUCGCGGAUAGGGACGUCAAAGACGUUGCAGAACGACUACUCUACCACUCAAUCUCAAUCAGCGACCGCCAGGAUCUUCAAGCUACGCCAAUUGAAACACUUGCGACGAACUACCAAAAGGCGGCAAUGGUGAAGAAACUUCGAGUCGUCGUCGCUGGGUCUGAGGACGGCGUCAUCAUCUCCAGACUGUUGGAAGUGAUGCCUCUGUUUGGAGCGCUCGUCGAGCUCGACCUCGAGCUGCUCUCUCCUCCUGAAGACCGAGAAUCGAUGGUAUAUUCAAACUAUUGCAAAAGCGAUGAAAUCGUAAAGGCCCUAGUGACGGCGCCUUUUCGCUUAGGGGCACUCAAGAUGAGCGACUGCCUACUAUUGGAGAACCUCUCAGAUAUUCAGAGCUUAAGGGACGUCGAAAUCGUCGUAAUAUAUAGUACUGGAGAAGAACCCCCCACAGACCUCCAGCACGAGAUUGUGUGUAAAUGGGUCAAUCCGGGAAUCCUGGGGUGCGUACUCUGGGGUACGAGCUUCGGCACCUAUGAUCUAUCAAGGACAAGAACGCAACUCCCAGCUAUUUACCUCGCUCGAGAUUUGGAUUCCCUAUGUGGGACGGUCUCGAGCGAUUCAGAUGGUCCAGUUCUCCUUCCCUGUAUUUAUCCAACUCAGCAAGAGAGGCUCUCGCUCUUGCGCAGUGUUGCUAGGGAUUUGGAGGGAAUUGGAUACGACUAUAGCCUCACAGGGAAGGUUUCAAUUCGGGAUAUGACACUGUGGUGGGAUGAUAUGCCGCCCAUCCAGGAGAUGCAAGAACUCUUUGAGGUUCUAAUGGAAUGCUUCCCUGAUUUAGUCAGACUUUGUAUCGCCAUUGAUUCGUACAAGCCAAUGAUUUUAGAAGAACCAGUCACUGAACAGCUUAGAGAAGCCUCGUGUGUUCUAGCGGCGUCGAACAUUACGAAGAUCUCGUUGAUCGUUAUUCAUGGAGUCCUUGCGCCUAUCCCACUCCCAUGGGAGGAGUAUGUCCGGAACGCGGACCGUUGGAAGUCUGUUCUUCCGAAAUUGACGGCGGUGCACGUGCAUGGAGGGCAUAAUUUGGAUUUGGAUGAACAGGGACAAUGGUUUGAGAACGAUGUAAUGGGUGAGGAGUAG
This is a messenger RNA of Coprinopsis cinerea okayama7#130, 1224 nucleotides long. RefSeq lists its product as hypothetical. The transcript is spliced from 3 exons. The coding region runs from base 1 to 1224 and encodes 407 amino acids. The record is from RefSeq and is a predicted model, not a curated record. NCBI's taxonomy places the organism in Eukaryota, Fungi, Basidiomycota, Agaricomycetes, Agaricales, Psathyrellaceae.